AUGGGUCUCAGUCUCUUCGACAAGCUACAAGCCAAACUCGAGCUCUACCGUCUAGAGCAGCGCUACGCCCGCCGCAAGCAUCGCAGCACUUUCUCCACGGGCGCACAAUACGUCGACGGAGAGUAUGUCUACAACACCGGCGCCAACUCGCCUACUAGCACAAUCUCCAAGCACUCAACUGGAAGCUGGCGUCCGUCUGGGCCAGGCAGGAAUGGGUCUUCAGAAUCACGCUGGCGAUGA
Messenger RNA from Penicillium odoratum, 240 nucleotides. RefSeq lists its product as uncharacterized. NCBI's taxonomy places the organism in Eukaryota, Fungi, Ascomycota, Eurotiomycetes, Eurotiales, Aspergillaceae. The coding region runs from base 1 to 240 and encodes 79 amino acids. The record is from RefSeq and is a predicted model, not a curated record. The transcript is spliced from 2 exons.